AUGUUUUCGAAGAUGGCAUAUGCUGGAAAUGUAGCAGAUGGUUUAUGGAAGGCAGCGUUGCAUCUGCUGUCUGCUGUGAAACACGCAAACACUAGCAAUCCAGCAAUAGAUCCCAACGAGGAAUCGCCACAGAACUCGAAGCCUCUCAAGAAGCAUAUCAAGGAUACGAUAAUUCUAGCCGAUGAGACACCUAGGAAGAAUCUAUUCUCUCUCUUCAAACCUUUACUGACUACCGGAAAGCGAAAUAUGGUUCACUGGAGUGUCCCAUUCACUCCCAUCUUCUACAUCUAUUACAUAUUUUCAAUGCUUGUCACUUUCAUAUCGGCGCUCAUUCCAGUGUCUGUGCCUAUGUGGAUUCGAACGUUGCCAAAUCCAUCUCUCGCCUAUCUCUACUUCCAUCACUGGACCUUCUUCAACACAAAGAAAAGUCGUCUUGUACUAGACUUCCAGCCAAGCAUCACAUUUGAAGACGCCAUUAAUCGCUGUCAGUUGUACUAUCGCUCUCUUCAGCCUCGUGAUGUUCCUUGCUAUUCAUGGACCGGCACGCGAUGUCUGGUAGCAUUUUUGAUGCAGAUAUGUGUCUGGCGAAAGAGGGCUUCUUAG
Cooperia oncophora is the source of this 603-nucleotide messenger RNA. Lineage: Eukaryota; Metazoa; Nematoda; Chromadorea; Rhabditida; Trichostrongylidae. The record is from the annotation of a GenBank genome assembly.